UAUUAGUUUCCAAAACACCUCCGUAUUGAGUGCCCACAACACUGCGGUUGCUAUCCCACAAAAGGCCCCCAUAUAACACACAAAAUGAUUCCCACGGGAGUUGAUCUUGAAAUUGUGAAUGUCGAUGUGAAGGAUAUCCGUUUCCCAACGUCCUUGGGAGCUCAUGGAUCGGACGCAAUGCACACUGAUCCCGACUAUUCGUGCGUCUACGUAACUCUUGAAACUCUCCGUGGUGUCUCUGGGUACGGUCUUACCUUCACUCUGGGCCGCGGGACAGACGUUGUAAAGUUGAGCGUUCUCACACUUAAGCACCUCAUUCAGGGACGCAAUGCCGGUGAGAUUUUUGCCAACUUCUCCCACAUUUGGCGUUCCCUCACCAGUGAAUCCCAACUACGGUGGAUAGGCCCCGAAAAGGGUGUUACACACCUCGCUGUGGCGGCUGUUGUGAAUGCUCUUUGGGAUCUAUGGGCAAAACUCGAGGGUGUCCCCCUGUGGCGCUUACUAAGCACCAUGGAACCCGAGCUUUUGGUAUCUACGAUUGAUUUCCGCUAUAUAUCGGAUGUCAUAACACCAGCAGAAGCCAUUGAAAUGCUAAAAAAGGCCCAAGAAGGAAAAGAAGAAAGAAUUGAGGAACUUCUUAAAACCGGAUAUCCCGCCUAUACCACUCAAGUGGGUUGGAUGGGAUAUUCCGAUGAUAGAAUCCGCGAAUUGUGUAAGAAGUACCUCGAAUUGGGCUUUACUGCAUUCAAAAUUAAAGUCGGAAGAGAUAUAACGAGUGACAUUAAUCGUUGUCAGCUGGUUCGAAAGGAAAUUGGCUAUGAAAACACUCUCAUGAUUGAUGCUAAUCAAAUCUGGGACGUUGAGGAAGCCAUUGAAUGGGUUAAGCGUCUUUCGCAGUAUAAACCACUCUUCAUUGAGGAACCAACAUCUCCAGAUGACGUUCUGGGUCAUGCUACCAUUUCCAGAGCUCUCAGACCUUUGGGCGUUGGAGUAGCCACCGGAGAGAUGUGCUGCAAUCGCGUUAUGUUCAAGCAAUUCCUCCAAGCGGGAGCAAUGCAAUUUUGUCAGAUUGAUUCCGCCAGAAUUGGAGGAGUUAAUGAGAUUUUGAGUAUCUAUCUCAUGGCCAAGAAAUUCAAUGUGCCAGUUAUUCCGCAUGCUGGUGGUGUGGGACUGUGUGAAAUGGUGCAACAUCUGCAAAUGUGGGAAUACACUUCACUCACAAAAUCAAUGAAAAUGAUUGAAUUUGUCGAUCAGCAGCAUGAUCAGUUUAUUCAUCCAGCUACAGUUGUUAAUGGCAAGUACAUGGCUCCCGUGGCAGCUGGCUACAGCACUCAACUCACUGACGAAGCUGUUGAAAAUUAUGAGUAUCCAUGCGGAAAAGAAUGGCAAAGGAUGUUUGCUGAAGGAAUUUUCGAAGAAAUAAAAUACUAAUUAAGAAAAAGUCAAGAAUUUUGUCUUGUAGAUGGUUUAAUAUCCAGAAAACAGUAAAAAUUAAAGUAACAAAUUGAAAAAAAAUGUAAAACAAAAAAGAAAUUAAAUUACAGAGAAAGAAACAAAAAUGAUAAAACGGUUAAGGCUUAAAUCUUAAAAAAUAAAAGAUUUUUUCUUAGAAAUGUUCUAAAUAAUAAAUUACUCGUGUAAUAAAUGUAAUAAAAUACUUUACCCAACUA
Molecule: messenger RNA, 1670 nt
Organism: Lutzomyia longipalpis
Lineage: Eukaryota; Metazoa; Arthropoda; Insecta; Diptera; Psychodidae
Product: mitochondrial enolase superfamily member 1-like
Exons: 4
Coding region: 85-1431 (448 amino acids)
Biological process (GO): amino acid catabolic process; carbohydrate catabolic process
Molecular function (GO): magnesium ion binding; hydro-lyase activity
Source: RefSeq, a predicted model, not a curated record